UUUCCGCUUUCCUCUGCCGGUGUGACAGCUGCUGGACUUGGCUGCAGGCAGACCUUCAGGACGCUAUGGAAGCCAAAGCUCAGAUCCAGGAGGCCAUUAAGAUCCAGGGGGAGGUGGUCCGGAAGCUGAAGGCCGAGAAGGCGAACAAAGAGCAGCGCUAGGGUUGCUUACCACUUUUCUCCUGUUCUUCCUGGCUGGUCGUCCUCAUCGCCGUCGGGGAUCUGGACCUGCGCUGCGCCUCCACCUGUGUCUGCUGUUGCCAUGACGAACUGCUGAACUCUGCCCUCCCUGCUCUCUGGACUGUGUUUUUUAUUUGUGUUUUUUGUGUUGCUGCUGUUGGACGACCAUGCUGGCUCUGUCCUGCGCCCGUGGCUGCUCCGGGCUGCGGACCGCCCUGCGUCUUCACGCCCUGCGCUCUGUGUCCGGCCUCACCGCGGCUCAGAUUGAUGAAGAAGUAGCCAAACUGCUGGAGCUGAAGGCUCGGCUGGGAGGAGAUGAAGGCAAACACCAGUUUGUGCUGAAGACACCAAAGGGAACGAGGGACUACAACCCCAAGCAGAUGGCCAUCAGAGAGAAGGUCUUCAGCACCAUCACUCGCUGCUUCAAACGUCACGGAGCUGAGACCAUCGACACGCCCGUGUUUGAGCUGAAGGAGACGCUGACCGGGAAAUAUGGAGAAGACUCCAAGCUCAUCUACGACCUGAAGGACCAGGGAGGAGAGCUGCUGUCUCUGAGAUACGACCUCACUGUACCGUUUGCUCGCUAUCUGGCUAUGAACAAGAUAACCAACAUCAAGCGUUACCACAUCGCUAAGGUCUAUCGCCGUGACAACCCCGCCAUGACCCGCGGCCGUUACCGAGAGUUUUAUCAGUGUGAUUUCGACAUCGCCGGUCAGUACGACGCCAUGAUCCCAGACGCAGAGUGUCUGAAGAUCGUCCAUGAGAUCCUCAGCGAGCUGGAGCUGGGAGACUUCCGCAUCAAGGUCAACGACCGACGCAUCCUGGACGGGAUGUUUGCCGUGUGCGGCGUUCCUGACGACAAGUUCCGAACCAUCUGUUCAACGGUGGAUAAGCUGGAUAAGAUGUCCUGGGACGAUGUGAAGAAGGAGAUCGUGAAUGAGAAGGGUUUGUCUGAGGAGGCUGCAGACCAGAUUGGGAGCUACGUCGGCCUGCAUGGGGGGAUGGACCUGGCGGAGCGCCUCCUGCUGGAUCCCCGGUUGUCUCAGAGCAAGCAGGCCUGUGCCGGCCUGUCCGACAUCAAGCUUCUCUUCAGCUACCUGCAGCUCUUCCAGGUCACAGACAAGGUGGAGUUUGAUCUGAGCCUGGCCCGUGGGCUGGACUACUACACCGGAGUCAUCUAUGAGGCGGUGCUGACGCAGGCCGGGGCCGCUCCGGCGUUCAGCGACGCCCAAAACGGGUCCGAAGAAGGUGUCAGUGUGGGCAGCGUCGCAGGAGGUGGCCGCUACGACGGCCUGGUUGGCAUGUUCGACCCAAAGGGCCGGAAGGUUCCGUGUGUGGGUGUCAGCAUCGGCAUCGAGAGGAUCUUCUCCAUCAUGGAGCAGAAGGCCGAGGCGUCUGCAGAGAAGGUCCGGACCACUGAGGUCCAGGUCCUGGUUGCAUCUGCCCAGAAGAACCUGUUGGAGGAGAGGCUCAGGCUAGUCACCGAGCUCUGGAACGCUGGCAUCAAGGCUGAGGUGAUGUACAAGAAGAACCCCAAACUGCUGAGUCAGCUGCAGCUCUGCGAGGAGACGGGGAUCCCCCUGGUGGCCAUACUGGGAGAGCAGGAGCUAAAGGACGGGGUGGUCAAACUGCGGGUGGUGGCCACCCGAGAAGAGGUUGAUAUAAACAGAUCGGACCUCAUUGCUGAGAUCAAGAAAAGAACCUCUGAGGCCUAACCAGCCAUUCUGCUCCGCUUCAUAGAGCCUGAUGGAACUAGGCAGCAGCCUACAGACUGAGAUGAGUCCAGAACCCACGGCCUAUUGCGGUGUGGGUGGAGCUCAUGGUUGGCGGGACUUUAAGUUUAAAGCAUCCAGCUGUUCCAGGCUGCCUUUAGACCACCUCUCCUCCUUUCAGUGUUUAUCAUUCGGCUUUGUCUCUGCUUGAUACGUUCAUUAAAACUGUCCU
Molecule: messenger RNA, 2123 nt
Organism: Cyprinodon tularosa
Lineage: Eukaryota; Metazoa; Chordata; Actinopteri; Cyprinodontiformes; Cyprinodontidae
Gene: hars
Product: histidyl-tRNA synthetase
Exons: 14
Coding region: 347-1894 (515 amino acids)
Biological process (GO): mitochondrial translation; histidyl-tRNA aminoacylation
Cellular component (GO): cytoplasm; mitochondrion
Molecular function (GO): histidine-tRNA ligase activity; identical protein binding; ATP binding
Source: RefSeq, a predicted model, not a curated record